CUUCAUCUGAGAUCAUUGGAGCUUCCAGGUUGGAUUUGACAUCUUAUUCAUAAACAGUUCGACUUGUAAUUAUGAAAUGCAACUCCUAUCCUAGCCCCUCAUAACAAGCAAAGUGAUUGAAACUGAGGUUUUCUCAAGAGAGAAGAAAGAUGAAGUUACUAGGUUGGAUGCACCGUAAGCUUCGUCAAAAUGGCAGUGAACCACUGAAGGAUUUUGCUAUUGGCAAUGCUUGCAAUUGCCUUACAGGACAGCCAUCACUUGAUGACCACCAACACUACAGAAAACCGAACUAUGGGACCAGAACAUAUAGGCAAGCACAGAAAGAGCAGCUUCGAAAUUCUUUUUCUGGCUUAGAAACAGCUCGAGUAGAAGAAGAAGAAAAGGAAGAAGAAGGAGACUACGAAGAAGAAUCAUCAGCUGAAAUAUCCGAGCUAUUCCAUGGUUUCCUGGCAAUCGGUACCUUUGGUUCAGAGCCAAUCAACACUGACCCAUCAACACCAACAUUUCCCAUCUCUGUCGAGAAUAUAACUGAGAAAGAGACUGAGGUGACAGAGAAUGAACUAAAGCUCAUUAAUGAUGAGUUGGAAAAGGUUCUGGCAGAAGAUUGCUGCAAUGACUCAUCAGGAAGGAACAGUUAUGUUAGUGCUGGAAGAAGCAGUCAUGGCAGCACUAUUACACUCAGUGGCAAGCCAGUGGAAGGGCGAGAUUCCAAUGCAGUCUGUCCCCUGCAGGGAUAUCUCUUUGGAUCAUCAAUUGAACUUUCAGAGACAACACCUGUGGCAAAGAAGGAACACAGGACAUCACUUGGCGAGCUAUUUCAGAAAACAAAAAUAGCAGAGGAAAAUUCUGGGAUUAAAUUUGAGAGAGAGGAGAAGCGCAUGGAGAAGGAAGCUGACAAAUCUGCCGUGAAUCUCAUGAAAAAGACUCUGAAGAAGAAAAUGCUCCAUGCUUCUUCUAGGAGCUCUACUGCCACUGGAGGAGGAACUCUUGAUUCUGCUUCAGCAGAAACAAAACUGCGCAAGAUCCUACACAUGUUCCACAGGAAAGUUCAUCCUGAAAGCUCAACAUCCACGAGGAAGGCCGGCAAGCCCCAAAAAAAUGAGAAUAAGAAGAGCAACAAGGGGGGUCAGGUACUCCCGAAUGAGGACAUCACCAUAGUUCCUCGAACCCUUUCAAGGAGGAGCACAAGACGCUUCAAGAGUCAAUCUAACCCACCCCACUUCACGUUUACGGGCUGUGAAUCUAACGAAAGCAGGGAAUGCUGGAUUAAAACAGAUGCAGACUAUCUGGUUUUGGAGCUGUGAAAGGCAAAUGCAGCUGUCAAGUAUGGUUUUAAAGUAUCUCCUUCAAUUGGAAAGAAGUAACGUUGGGUUUGAGAACAUUUCCGUAUAGAUGAUUGUUGCUUGUAAUAUGUGAGUGAGAUUAUUAUAUCAUGAAGAACUCGUGUGGGAAAAAUAAAUAAAAAGGGCAGUUCUCACAGUAACCUGCCUUUUGAGUGAUUGUCA
This is a messenger RNA of Populus euphratica (Euphrates poplar), 1505 nucleotides long. RefSeq lists its product as uncharacterized. Bases 150 to 1304 code for a protein of 384 amino acids. The record is from RefSeq and is a predicted model, not a curated record. Lineage: Eukaryota; Viridiplantae; Streptophyta; Magnoliopsida; Malpighiales; Salicaceae. Gene Ontology annotation, biological process: gravitropism; regulation of auxin polar transport. The transcript has 5 exons.